Molecule: messenger RNA, 2268 nt
Organism: Labrus mixtus (cuckoo wrasse)
Lineage: Eukaryota; Metazoa; Chordata; Actinopteri; Labriformes; Labridae
Product: histone-binding protein RBBP7
Exons: 12
Coding region: 167-1450 (427 amino acids)
Biological process (GO): regulation of gene expression
Cellular component (GO): nucleus; NuRD complex; ESC/E(Z) complex
Molecular function (GO): histone binding
Source: RefSeq, a predicted model, not a curated record
UAGGCGUCGAGAAUAAGGCGCUGAAAAGGAAGCAGCCUGUCUUCACUGAGAUACAACAAACGGGGCUCUCUGCUAGCAGUUUGGAAACAGCAGUAAUAACUUAAACGGCGUCUUCGUAAGUUACACCGCUUCCGAGCAUUGUGACAAAGCGCAGAGUUUGGAGUAAAUGGCCGAUAAAGAGGUGUACGAUGACGCUGUGGAGGAGAGGGUCAUCAAUGAAGAGUACAAGAUCUGGAAGAAAAACACUCCUUUCCUGUAUGACCUGGUGAUGACUCAUGCUCUGGAGUGGCCCAGCCUUACUGUCCAGUGGCUUCCAGAUGUUAACAGGCCUGAAGGGAAGGACUACGCCGUCCACAGGCUGGCUCUGGGGACCCAUACAUCAGAUGAGCAGAACCACCUUGUGAUCGCUAGUGUCCAGGUACCAAAUGAUGAUGCGCAGUUUGAUGCCUCGCAGUACGACAGCGAAAAAGGAGCAGAGUUUGGAGGCUUUGGAUCAGUGAGCGGGAAAAUCGAGAUAGAGAUCAAGAUCAACCACGAGGGAGAGGUGAACCGAGCCCGCUAUAUGCCCCAGAAUCCCUGCAUCAUCGCCACCAAGACCCCCACCUCUGAUGUUCUGGUCUUUGACUACACCAAGCACCCUUCAAAGCCAGAUCCCAGUGGGGAGUGUCAUCCUGAUCUGAGGCUGAAAGGCCACCAGAAAGAAGGCUAUGGUCUUUCCUGGAAUCCCAACCUUAGCGGCAACCUCCUCAGCGCCUCAGACGACCAUACCAUCUGCCUGUGGGACAUCGGGUCCGGCCCAAAGGAAGGGAAGGUAGUGGACGCCAAGUCCAUCUUCACGGGCCACACAGCAGUGGUUGAAGAUGUGUCCUGGCAUUUGCUCCAUGAAUCCCUCUUUGGCUCGGUGGCUGACGACCAGAAACUCAUGAUAUGGGACACUCGGUCCAACAACCCGUCCAAAGCCAGCCACGCAGUCGAAGCUCACACUGCUGAGGUCAACUGCCUGAGCUUCAACCCCUACAGCGAGUUCAUUCUGGCCACCGGUUCUGCUGAUAAGACUGUUGCAUUGUGGGAUCUACGAAACCUUAAACUGAAGCUCCACUCCUUUGAGUCCCACAAAGAUGAAAUUUUCCAGGUACAAUGGUCUCCUCACAACGAGACCAUCCUGGCCUCCAGCGGCACCGACCGACGUCUCAACGUCUGGGAUCUCAGUAAAAUCGGUGAGGAGCAGUCGGCAGAGGAUGCUGAGGAUGGCCCACCAGAGCUGCUGUUCAUCCACGGUGGUCAUACAGCCAAGAUCUCUGACUUCUCCUGGAACCCCAGUGAACCCUGGGUCAUCUGCUCAGUGUCCGAGGACAACAUCAUGCAAGUCUGGCAGAUGGCUGAGAAUAUCUACAACGAUGAAGAGCCAGACAACACCCCUGCAUCAGAGCUGGAAGCUCAGGGAUCAUAACCCAGCCGUGCACAACUCUUCCUCCAGUCCCAGAGCUCCAGACCCAGCCUAGCCUGUUGUUUUCCUCUGGCUUGUUCCGUGCAUGAAUGAACUUUGUGGAAAGUUAAGAGACAGCAUGGACGCUACUCUUGCUUAAACAGUUGGAUUCGUCUCUUCCUACUUAUACUUUAACUCAGCCCAGGUACCUAAAAGCACUUCGGCAUUUGGUAUAAAAAAAAAGGUUCUAGCUGCUCAGGUUGUCUUACCGGUAUAUCCUGCGUUUGGAAAAUUACAUUUUGUGGCAAAGGGCCUUUUAAAGAAAAGUUUAAUGUGUACAAAGUCACUGCUAGAUAUUGCCCUGUACAGUAAGUUCUAAAGGGCUAAUGCCACAAAAAACAUUUUUAAAGCUCGACUCAAGAGUAUCCAGAAAACCACCCGAUAGACGACUUCUCUUAAAAACACAUCGUAAGGAAACAGAGACGAUAGAAGUAGUGACUUUUUGUAAACCAGAUCUACACCUGUCCAAACUGAUAAGUAUGAAGGAUGAUAGUCAUGUACAGGGAAGCCUUUCAUACCACAUCUUCCCACCUGUUAAGCACUUGUUGCUGCUAUUUUUUGACCUAGUGUUGUACUUGCUGAAGAAACAUUCCCUGCUGUGUUUGCCUCCUGUUCAUAAGGUACAAAAAAAAAAACUCUUCAGUGAAAGUUGGGGACUAAAUGAGUUAAACUGAGGGAAGAAAAAUAGUUUUCCCUUCACCUGUUUGCGUUGUUACAAAAGUGAAGUUGACGUGUUGUUUCCUUUGACUCAAAUUGCAAUAAAACUUUUUUAAAUUUUGAAA